AGCCAGUUUGGCUCAAGCUGUGCACAUUUUUCAUGUUUAAGUAUUCGAAAGUUCUCUGAUUUUUUGGGGGGCCAAGAUCCUUUCAUUUCUAAUUAUUCUAUCCUGGGCCUCUUCCUGGCCACUGGGGGGCCAGGAACAGCUCGAAGCGAGCACACUUAGAACCGAACAUGCUUAGAGAUGAACGACGUGUGACCUUCGCCCCGAGAUUACAGAUUCAGCUUGAUCGCAGCCAGGUGGCUGACUCCAGGGCCCCUGGCCGAGGACUGAACCCUGAUCUCUCGACCCCUGUCCGCUAUUCCGUCCGACAGGUCCUCGGCCACGACGCUGUGCCAGCGGCAGUCCUUCGCGAUGGGAGGCGCCACCGCCGUGCAGCAGAUCCUGCGCGGCAUUGCCGCCACCAACGGCCGUCUCGACACAGUCGAUACCGAUUUGAUUGGCACGAGGGCGAUGAAGGAGUGCUUGGAAGAACUCGCAGGGAAGCUGGCGCGUGUUCAGGACUCGAUCAUCUCCCACCCGACGGCCACGGAAGAAGCGCUCGCGAAGUUCGCCCAGAACGGCGUCAUCUUCAAGUUGCAAGAGGGUGUCGACACCGCCAACAAGCAGUUCAUGGAUAUCGCUAGCUCGGACGCGAGGUCUACUACAUCAGGCACGUCGGCCGUCUGGAACUCCGUUGGUUUGUCCACCAAUCGUUCUCUCACAGCAGUUUGCGCAGGACCGAAAGCCAUCCACGUCGACGACGAGAUCGAUUCCAGCUUUUGUCGUGUCUACAUGGGGGGGUCCCCGCCCAGUCCUCGUCAAAGUCGUGUUCGCAGUGUCCGAGACGCUCAAGCCACGGGAGUUAAUCGCGACCGCCACAUCGUUUUCAGCUGAUGCCCGCAAGGUGAACAGGUCCUUCAACAUCGGCUUCGAGGACCAAGUGUAUGCGCGAGCCAUCGUCGACACGGCGAAGGAGAACAGUCCCACCUGCACAGACCCAACAUAUGUCAACGUAGUUGUUUUACGUUCUCGUCUUUGUGCACCGUCGGGGGUGAGGCGUUGUAGCAAGGCGCUUGGCAUGAUGUGGAGCAAGUCAUGACGAAUGCAUGAGGGGACUGGGUCUGUGGCACCCAUCAAUGAAGCUCGGCAGCCAAGGCUUCAAAGGCAUGCUCUUCCUCGUUGGGAACGCCGAUAGCGUGGUGCUCCACCAAACAAAGAGCACUCGAGUUGAACGAUUUUGAGAUCGACGCCAACGACGAUGGCCUUCUCACCCUCGGUAUUUUCCGCGAGGAGGCAGACAAAAUCAGCUCCGUCAUCGCGCCUCGCUAGGGGUCUACAUUGCCGUUUCAGAGUUUGUGGGCUCGUCCCCUCGAGGAACGAGAAGUGGUGGUGCACAGGAGUUCCCUGGCGCCGACUGGUCCGCGACCGUUCGGGGCGCCAUGCAAUCAUGGCACGUUAGUGCGGUUUCGAGCAUGGCUGCUACCUCUGCCCGUACCUCGCCUCGCCCGUACCUCGCUCGCCCUCACGCCGUGCAACCGAAAAGAGCUUUCGAGAGAUGCUGAUUCUGGUUUGAAUUCACUAUCGCCUGGUUUCUCUCCGCUAGCACCUGCGCUUCCGUGUGCAAAGUCAGAGCCUUACAUUGCUCAUCGACCUCGCCCUGUUCUUGGUAUGAUCAGCCGAAGAACUUCCUUUCUCUCCGCUUCUGCUCCUCGGUGCGCCGCUCGCGCUCCCUUCCAC
Prorocentrum cordatum is the source of this 1713-nucleotide messenger RNA. Lineage: Eukaryota; Dinophyceae; Prorocentrales; Prorocentraceae. The record is from the annotation of a GenBank genome assembly.